AUGACGUAUCAGGGCCUUGAACCCAAGUACUUCAAUGUAUCAUGGCUUGCUGAGCAUGUCCUCGGUGUUGGAAUUCGACGCUCGCCCGUGAAUGCCUUUGACACUGCUACUUGGACGGAGAUGCACGCGAUCUUUUCGCGCAUUCGUGGGGACGGUGAUGUUCGUGCCGUCGUCUUGUAUGGCGAGGGCCGAUGCUUUACGGCCGGGCUAGAUCUGCAUGAUCCUGCCAUCAUGGACGUGGUACAAUCUGGCGGCGAUCCUGCGCGUCGAUCCAUGGCGAUUCGUGAGUUCGUUGAACGCUUCCAGAAUGCCAUCUCGUCUAUCGAGCAGUGUGAGCGUCCUGUGAUCGGCGUAUCGCACAGUUAUACGAUCGGUCUCGGCGUCGACAUUUUGAGCGCCGUAGACGUGCGCUACGCCUCAAAGGACGCGCGCUUCUCGAUUCGCGAAGCGCGUAUUGGCUUGGCUGCUGAUAUCGGCACGCUUCAGCGCUUUCCCAAGGUGGUGGGCAACGAGUCUUGGGCUCGCGAGGUGGCUUUGACGGCUCGUGAUUUCGGUGCGGACGAGGCUCGUGCCAUGGGCUUCCUGAGUCAGGUGUUUGCCACGCAAGAAGAGGCCCUGCUCAGGGCGGUCGAGACAGCCAAACAAAUGGCGUCUCUCUCGCCUGUGGCGGUGGUGGGGACUAAGCUCGCCAUGGUACACGCCCGUGACCACUCGGUCGACGAGGGAUUGCGUUAUAUGCAAUACCUGAAUGGCGCUUUUCUUCAGACAGAGGACCUCGUCCAGUCUAUGUCAGCUACUAUGUCCAAGACGAAGCCCACGUUUGCCAAACUGUAA
Messenger RNA from Malassezia restricta, 834 nucleotides. RefSeq names its product delta3,5-delta2,4-dienoyl-CoA isomerase. The coding region runs from base 1 to 834 and encodes 277 amino acids. Gene Ontology annotation, molecular function: delta(3,5)-delta(2,4)-dienoyl-CoA isomerase activity. Gene Ontology annotation, cellular component: mitochondrion. The record is from RefSeq and is a predicted model, not a curated record. The transcript has a single exon. NCBI's taxonomy places the organism in Eukaryota, Fungi, Basidiomycota, Malasseziomycetes, Malasseziales, Malasseziaceae.